AGUUGAAAUACCCUUAUAUUACCAUGCACAAAAAUAUGCAUGACAUGCUAAUCAUUGUACUGUAUUUCUGUUUAGGACAAUGGAUUAUUCUAUCUAUUAGUGGUCAGUGUUGUCCUCCUACCAGUAACUUUGCUAUUCAAAAGAUUACUAAUAAUAAAGGUAUCAUGUUUGGUGGAACAGUGACUAUAGUGAAAAUGGUAGAAGCAUAUCUGUUAAUACAGUUUAUACAUGUCAACUGCAGUCUGGCACUACUAUACACUGGGAGAGUGUUAAGGAACCAGUAGUACCUGCUAGUGUACAGUGGCCUGUGGAGAGAUGUUAUCAUGCUAUUUCUAGUAUCAUCAGGUGACUCACCUACACUAGUAUUGAUAGGUGGAGAGUGUAAAGAUGGACUAGUAAAUGAUAGUUGGUUACUGAAUACUAGUCAGUACCAGUGGAGUAAAAUUGUUCUACCUGAAUCUGUUACUGGUAGACAGCUUCAUUCCUUAUCAUCAAUAAUGAUGAGUCCAGACUGUGUGUGGUUGGUGGUAGUGGGUGGAUAUGGAACGGUUGAAUGGGAAAAUGUAGGAAGAGAAUAUAAGCUACCAUUUUCUAAACGAAUUACUGAUCCUAUUAUCACAAUGUUAUUGGAACUAGUUUUAAGAGAAGGUCAAUGGAGAGCAAGUGAAGUACUAGAUUCUACUGGUCUGACUACUGAGGCCUAUCAACACAAGUAUCAGUUAUUAUUAAAGAACAGAAAAUGGUGGCAAGAUCAGUUGAUAGUAUACCCUGCAAACAGAGAAAUAAAACUGCAAAAUUAUGUCCAAUCAUUGCAGCAGGAGUUAAGAGUAUCUGAGGGAAACAAGAUCUCACUGCAGGAAGCACUCCUUGAGGCUAGUCAGCAAGGAAAGACAACAGCAGAACCAGUAAAAGAAACUAAACGAACAAUCAGUCAUGAAGAGAUUGAUAAACUUAAAGCUAAUGUAAUAAUGCUUACUGAAGAGAAACUGCAAUUACAGGACAAAUUGGAAAUAUCAACUAGUG
Molecule: messenger RNA, 1023 nt
Organism: Amphimedon queenslandica
Lineage: Eukaryota; Metazoa; Porifera; Demospongiae; Haplosclerida; Niphatidae
Exons: 6
Molecular function (GO): protein binding
Source: RefSeq, a predicted model, not a curated record